CCCCGCAACCUGAGGUCUUAUCCGCACGCCACUUGGGGUCUGAUAUUCAACUAUUCUGGUCUUAACGGCCGGUCUGCCGGUCGGGAAGGAACGAGGGUGUUACUUUCUCCACGUUCCGACCUUAACACACCGUCGACAUGGAACCAGCAACCAAUCAAGAAGGCGCCAGUGACCUCAAGCCCUUCACAGGGACCACCGCCGCGCCAGUGCACCUGAGACCCAGGACAGCAGUGAUGGAGGCAAUCGAAGACAUCGUCUACGGUUCCGUCGCCGGCAUCGUUGGCAAAUACAUCGAGUACCCCUUCGACACGGUCAAGGUGCGCCUGCAGGCGCAGCCCGACCACCUCCCGCUGCAGUACAAGGGCCCGCUGGACUGCUUCCGGCAGUCGAUCCGCGCGGACGGCUUCGUGGGCCUGUACCGGGGCAUCAGCGCGCCGCUGGUGGGCGCCGCGCUCGAGAACAGCAGCCUCUUCUUCUGGGAGCGCCUCGGCCGCGCCGCCAUCUACGCCUCGGGCUACUCCCCGCGCGACCAGGCCCUGCCGCUGUCCGCCCUGUGGGCCACCGGCGCCUUCUCCGGCGCCAUGACCUCCUUCGUCCUGACCCCCGUCGAGCUGGUCAAGUGCAAGAUCCAGGUACCCGCGUCGGCGGGCGACGCCGCCACAGGCAAGGCAACGGCGCCAGCGCCGGCGCCGGCGCCGCUCCGUCCGCUCCCCGUCAUCCGCGACAUCUGGCGGCACCAGGGGCUGCGCGGGUUCUGGCACGGCCAGCUGGGCACGCUGAUCCGCGAGUCGGGGGGGUGCGCGGCGUGGUUCGGGUCCAAGGAGACGGUGACCAAGCUGAUGCGGGAGUGGAACGAGCGGUCGGCGCGCUCCGACGCCGAGCGCGAGCGCGCCCGCGCCGCCGACGCCCUCCCCCUGUGGCAGCAGGCCGUGGCCGGCGCGUCCGCGGGCAUGUCGUAUAACUUUUUGUUUUUCCCUGCCGAUACCGUCAAGUCGCGCAUGCAGACCACGCCGAUCGGGGAGGGCGCCGCGCCGCAGAGGAGCUUCUCGGGGGAGGCCGCUGCGCUGUGGAAGCAGGCGGGUUUGAAGGGCUUCUAUCGCGGGUGUGGGAUUACCGUGCUGAGGUCGGUGCCGAGCUCGGCGUUUAUUUUUAUGGUUUAUGAUGGGUUGAAGAAGUACUUCCCUAUGCAGUGAGGGAGUGAGGCUGGGGGUCUUUGGGGGCGGUUUCCUAAAAAGAGGGGCGGCAUAGACGGGGGGGCAUUUAUUUCUCCAUUAGCAGGCGUUGCGGCACCGGGAUUUUGGAAAGGCGGCAGGUCUCAUGAUAUGGGUAG
Molecule: messenger RNA, 1330 nt
Organism: Chaetomium fimeti
Lineage: Eukaryota; Fungi; Ascomycota; Sordariomycetes; Sordariales; Chaetomiaceae
Product: mitochondrial carrier domain-containing protein
Exons: 2
Coding region: 138-1193 (351 amino acids)
Biological process (GO): mitochondrial L-ornithine transmembrane transport
Cellular component (GO): mitochondrion
Molecular function (GO): L-ornithine transmembrane transporter activity
Source: RefSeq, a predicted model, not a curated record